AGGAAGAUCCCAGUGCAGAGAUUUUAAUGCUCUAACAACUGGGCAUGGAAAUUAUUGCAACUGUCUCACACAACUCUGAUUCCAACCAUUACAUGCAUUAACUUAACAUAGAGCAGAUCAGCGCCGGGGAAUCUAUUUGUAAGCAAGCUUGAGGACAAACUGCUGAGAGAGCCUAAUAAGGUUUUCUCCACAGCGUUACAACAUGUGGGUGACAAACCUGGUAGCCCUGGUCCUCAUGGCCACUUCAGCUAAGGCAGCCACCGCGGCCUCGCCAGACAAAGUCCUGAGUAACCACGCCACCAUCCUGGCUGACAACAGCGCAAAGCUGGCUUUCAGUCUCUACCAAAAGAUGGCCAAGGAGAAAAACAUGGAAAACAUCCUCAUAUCCCCCGUCGUCGUGGCCUCCUCUCUGGGUCUGGUGGCUCUUGGGGGCAAAGCCUCCACCGCCUCUCAGGUCAAAACCCUUCUGAAUGCAGCUAAGGUCAAAGACGAGCAGCUGCACUCCGGUCUGGCCGAGCUCCUGACCGAGGUGAGCGACCCGAAGACCCGCAAUGUCACCUGGAAGAUCAGCAACCGCCUCUACGGACCCAGCUCCGUCACCUUCACUGAGGACUUUGUCAAAAGCAGCAAAAAGCACUACAACUGUGACCACUCUAAGAUCAACUUCAGAGAUAAGAAGAGCGCUGUGAGCUCCAUCAACGAGUGGGCGGCCAAGUCCACCGAUGGCAAACUGCCAGAGAUCACCAAGGAUGUAAAGCAGACUGACGGGGCGAUGAUCGUCAAUGCUAUGUUUUUCAAACCUCACUGGGAUGAACAGUUCCAUCAUAAGAUGGUGGACAACCGUGGAUUUAUGUUGCCCCAUAGCUACACUGUAUCGGUGCAGAUGAUGCACCGCACAGGCCUCUAUGGCUUCUACGAUGACAAAACCAAUAAGUUGACUCUCCUGAGCAUGCCUCUGGCUCACAAGAAGUCCACUGUGGUGUUCAUCAUGCCCCACCAAGUGGAACCGCUGCAGAGACUGGAGAAGAUGCUGACCAAGAAGCAGCUGGACACGUGGAUGGGCAAGCUGCAGCAGACAGCGGUGGCCGUGUCCCUGCCCAAAGUCAGCAUGGAAGUCAGUCACAACCUGCAGAAACACCUUGGGGAGCUGGGCCUGACGGAGGCCGUGGACAAAUCCAAAGCCGACUUGUCCAACAUCUCCGGGAAGAAGGAUCUCUACCUGGCCAGUGUGUUCCACGCCUCCGCCAUGGAGUGGGACACCGACGGCAACGAAAUUGACAUGAGCAUCUUUGGCACAGAUAAGCUGAAGAACCCUAAACUUUUCUACGCAGACCACCCUUUCAUCUUCCUCGUAAAGGACCAGAAGACGAACACCAUCCUGUUCAUUGGCAGGAUGGUCCGGCCAAAGGGGGAGAAGAUGAGAGAUGAGCUGUAACCACACUCACUUAAAAACCUGGCUGUGCGUGUGUGGUGUAUAUAUUUUCUACUGCGCCAUGCCGAGAGAAAUGGGAAAUGAAAGCGCAUUCCUUUACGUCACAUGCCAACAGCAUUCCACAAUACAUGGCUGAAGAGAUGUGUUUCAACAUUCUACCCUGUGUUUUAGUGAGCAAAGCAUUGUGCACACCCUUCCUUUUUUAUCUUGGAGAAUAUUUGAUAUCUUUUUCUUUUUGUUCCGUUUGCAAUUAGGUGAUCACAAUAUGGACUGAAGACUUACAUUAAGUGUGAUUUCCCCGUUUAAUGCCUCAAAAUUCUGUUGACAAGUCUUAACAAUGUUUGUAAAAGUUGUACAACAAUCUUACUUGUGUAGCGGUUUUAUGGUGCUUGUUGUUUAAUUUAACAGUGUGUUUCAGUUCGUCAAGCGUGGCUGCUUUUAAUUUGUUAACUCAGAGGAUAUUCAUAUUGUUUUGCCCAUCCUUUGCACUUCUUUCCACCACAAGCAUUUAGUUUGAUCCUAUCCUACCAAGAUCCUAUGUUGCUGUAUUUCUUAUUAAUGAUCCUCACUGAAUGCACUGACCUACACUAGAAAACAAACCAAAGUAUGGCAGAUUUCAAUAUCUAUAUUGAAAUAUGAAUAGUUUGAGACUGUUACAAAUUUCCAGUUUUUGUGAUAAAAUAGCUGGAAAAAACCCAACCAAGUGUCAUCUUAAUUUGAGAUAUUUUGUGCUGACAUUGAUCCGUUGUGUAACAGAAGACUUAUUAAACCAGUUUGCCUCUUG
Molecule: messenger RNA, 2216 nt
Organism: Anoplopoma fimbria (sablefish)
Lineage: Eukaryota; Metazoa; Chordata; Actinopteri; Perciformes; Anoplopomatidae
Gene: serpinh1a
Product: serpin peptidase inhibitor, clade H (heat shock protein 47), member 1a
Exons: 5
Coding region: 203-1435 (410 amino acids)
Biological process (GO): collagen fibril organization; negative regulation of endopeptidase activity
Cellular component (GO): endoplasmic reticulum
Molecular function (GO): serine-type endopeptidase inhibitor activity
Source: RefSeq, a predicted model, not a curated record